Messenger RNA from Haliotis rufescens (red abalone), 2055 nucleotides. RefSeq names its product alpha-aminoadipic semialdehyde synthase, mitochondrial-like. The transcript has 13 exons. Gene Ontology annotation, molecular function: saccharopine dehydrogenase activity. The record is from RefSeq and is a predicted model, not a curated record. The coding region runs from base 172 to 1524 and encodes 450 amino acids. Gene Ontology annotation, cellular component: cytoplasm. Lineage: Eukaryota; Metazoa; Mollusca; Gastropoda; Lepetellida; Haliotidae.
GUCAGCAAUAACGAUGGAAAAUUCCCUAGUUUUCAGUUAAGAUGCGCAUGGACGAUUACAUGCCGUUACAUAUAAAACCCUGCACCAUGUCACUCAACGGUAUAACUCUAUCAAUCGUCAUUUGUGCUGAUUGUGUGAGAGAACUUCGCAGAAUCAUUAGGAGAAAACAAAAUGGCAACCCUGAAAAAGAUUUUGGUAUUCGGGACUGGGAGGGUGACGGGCCCAAUGUAUGAAGACUUUUCUAACGAGAAAGGCGUUCAGGUCACCGCUGUGAGCAAAGGAGGGCCCGGCUUAAAGCAAGUUGGUGAGCUGUGUCCGGGUGCGAAGCUGGUGCGCUUGGACGUGAUGAAAGAAACUGACAGCCUGAAAAGGCUUAUAUCUGAACAUGACGUCGUUGUCAGUUGUGUGCCGGACGCUGUGAUUGAGAGUCUAUCCCUAGCUUGCCUCGCCAUGAAGAAGAGUCUCGUGUCGGUGAACUACACCGUUCCCGAACAGACGCGGCUGCAUCAACAAGUUGUCGACGCUGGUCUGACCUUCCUGGUUGACGUUGGUUUCCGCCCCGGUGCGGACCACAUGAUUGCCAAGAAGACAAUAGACGAAAUGAAGAGCAGAGGAGGGGAGGUCACUUCGUAUGAGCUGUACACAAGCGCCAUUCCGACUCCAGAAUCCGCCAACAAUCCUCUCAAGUAUAAGUUCAACUGGAACCCGAGAAAGGCUCUGUGGAAGUACUGGAAGGCGAGCGGCUACAUAAAGGACGGCAAGACGACGAUCCUCCCGGCGGGAACAGCCACCAUGGAAGCUGUCCAUGACAUUGGGGCGGUCCGGGACUUCAAGGCCGAAUUUGAGGCCGUCCCCUAUUCCUUCCACCAAUCGUACAUCCCGCUGUACGGCAUCGAGAAAGUGCAGAACAUGGUCGUGGGCUCCAUGAGAUACAAGGGCUUCUGUGCUGGGAUCCUGAGCUUGAUGAGACUUGGGCUGUACAACGUCUCCACUCACCAGAUGCUUGUUGAUGAAUCUCAACCCUUCACAUGGAGAAAGUACAUGUGUUCCGAGCUUGGACUGAAUGAUGACGUCACAGAUGAAGUCCUGGAGGCAAAGGUCAAGGACAGAAUAGGAGAAUCAGGUCAAGUAGAGGUCAUGAGAAGCCUUGGUUUGCUGGGAUCUGCAGAAAUCGAAAAGAGAGAGACCAUAUUUGAUACCUUGGUCUGUCACGUUGAUAAACGACCUGACUUCAAAUUUGGUCCGACCGAGCAAGACAUGGCCCUGAUGAACGUCAAGGUGGCCGGGCGCUUCAAGGAUGGGUCCACCGAGACCAGGAGGCUGGAUCUCACCGUGCUUGGGGAUCCGGGAAGACACACGGCCAUUUCCAAAAUUGUGGGUCGAAGCGCAGCCACUGCAGCAAUGAUGGUGCUGAAUGGGGAGAUAACUGAGAAAGGUGUCGUCAUGCCUGUCUCGCCAGAGAUCUACAAGCCCAUGCUGCAAAGACUUGAGCGCAAGGGAAUCAAGUUUGUUGAAAGAAAGUAAAUGACAUACCAGUAUAUUCCAGUACAGAAAUCAUAUCAUAGUUGUCAGACGCAAGGGUUCGGUACGAUUAUGCUGCUUCAUCAAUUGAGUACAACUGCACUCUUAUCCUGACGCCUAUCUUGCACGGUUGUGAUAUUUCUACAACAAAUAUCUAUGUAAGCACAACGGGGUACCCAUUUUGUUUUCUUUUGAUGAGAGAUCGUGUCGUCCUUCCUCGUCACAAUCAGCUUCAUUAUAAAAUAAUGGUUUACAAUGUAUCUGCUACAAAUCACUUGUAAGUCGUCCUCGUAUUGUCAUUUAUUUUAUGGUGCAUUCUAAAUGCUCCUGUUAAUGGUAGUUUACGGCUGAGAUAUGUCACCUGGAAAAUGUAUACUUGUGUUCAAUGACAACCAUUAACAGCCACAAAGACAGCGGCAACAUAUCUGCACACACAAGUAGUUUAUCUAUGACUGCAAUGACUAACCGAUUGGCCUAUCUACAUGUCUAUAUACACAUUAUUUUAUUCUGUUUUAAUAAACUAAAAGUUACAUA